AUGUCAAGUGGAGAUAAGUCCAAGACUUCUUCUCAGACUGACGGCAAGGCUGCUCAGAGCAAGAAGUCCGAGAUGGGGAUGAUGUCCUACAAGAUGUACGUGUUUGACCAGGAGAACUUCCAGGGUCGUAUGAUCGAGAUCAGCAACGAGUGCAUGAAUGUGUGUGAGAUGGGCAUGGAUCGCGUGCGCUCUCUGCGCGUGGAGUGCGGACCCUUUGUGGGCUUCGAGCAGAUGAACUUCUGUGGAGAGAUGUACAUCCUGGAAAAGGGAGAGUACCCUCGCUGGGACUCCUGGAGCAACUGCCAGAGGAACGACUACCUGCUGUCCUUCAGGCCUGUCCGCAUGGACCCUGAGAAGCACAAGAUCUGCCUGUACGAGGUGGGAGAGUUCAAGGGCCGCAAGAUGGAGAUCAUGGAUGAUGACGUCCCCAGCCUGUUCUCUUAUGGCUUCACUGACAGAGUUGGCAGCAUCAUUGUUAGCUGUGGAACCUGGGUGGGAUACCAGUACCCUGGAUACCGUGGCAGCCAGUACCUGCUGGAGAAGGGAGACUUCAGGCACUUCAAUGAGUACGGCGCCCGCUGCCCUCAGUUCCAGUCCGUGAGGCGUAUCCGCGACAUGCAGUGGCACCAGCAGGGAUGCUACACCAUGGCCAGCAAGUGA
Knipowitschia caucasica is the source of this 660-nucleotide messenger RNA. The record is from the annotation of a GenBank genome assembly. Lineage: Eukaryota; Metazoa; Chordata; Actinopteri; Gobiiformes; Gobiidae.